AUGCCUUCUGCGACGAAGAUGGCAGAGAUGAAGGCGGCGAUCUGCAUCGCCGCAGUAGCAGCACUGAUCCACGUCGUCACCGCCGCUGAUUACUUCGUCGGCGACCCAACCGGCGGCUGGCAGGGGAGGACGGACUACAAGUCCUGGGCUGCGGCCCAGAGCUUUGCUCCCGGAGAUACCCUAACGUUCAAGUACAGCGCGUACCACAACGUCGUCGAGGUGACCGCCGACGACUACGAGGCGUGCUCCACGGCCAACCCCGUCUCCUUCGACAACAGCGGCCUCACCACCGUCGCGCUCACCGCGCCGGGGAAGCGCUACUUCAUCUGCGGCGGGCCAGGCCACUGCCAGAACGGGAUGAAGGUGGAGGUGGACGUCGCCGACCGCCCCGCACCCGCGGCACCCAGCUCCCCGCCGCAGCUGCCACCCUCGCCAUUGCCACCAGCUCCGGCGCCCGCCGCUGAACCGCCAAGACAUGCGGGGCACAAGAGGCACAAGAAGUGGUGCUCCCCGCCUAAGCCUGCGCCGGCAUUGGCUCCCGUGGUGCAGUCGUCGGAGUCGUAUCUGCCGCUCGCGGCCGUUGCGCCGAUGUCGUCGCCUACUCCGCCGGCGCCCAUGUCGUCGGAUGCUGUAGCCGUGUGGCAUUCAAAGUGGGGCGGCGCCACGCUGGGGCUUCUCGCUCUUUGGUUUGCGGUGCUGCCGCUGUGA
This is a messenger RNA of Lolium rigidum, 708 nucleotides long. RefSeq names its product blue copper protein-like. Lineage: Eukaryota; Viridiplantae; Streptophyta; Magnoliopsida; Poales; Poaceae. The coding region runs from base 1 to 708 and encodes 235 amino acids. Gene Ontology annotation, cellular component: plasma membrane. Gene Ontology annotation, molecular function: electron transfer activity. The record is from RefSeq and is a predicted model, not a curated record. The transcript has 2 exons.